UAUCGAGCUAGCUUGGCCAUUGAGAACAUCACUGAAGAAUACUGAUAAAUAGAGCAGCGUUUCUACUGCGUUGUACUAACUUGUAGAAGACUUAGUAAAGGAGUCUAUUGCUAACUGGCAAUAGGCGCUGCUGGAUAACUUUGUUAGUUUAUAUUUGUAGUGAACUGCAUGUAUAUCAAUUUUGUUGUAGCACUGUGGUGCAAGGUUGCAAAACAUUUGUUUCUUGCUGCACGUCUUAUUUCGUAGUUUGGAGGUUCCUAUCCUGCAUCCUCGCUUGGUUCAUUGUUAUUGAUCACCUAGUAGUAAUUACCAAUGACAAUUCGGUGAGGUAUGGCUGAUUCACAUGCACACCCGUAUGCGAAGAAGUCAGAGACGAAGUCUAAAUCUCGCAGUCGGAAGCGACGAAUUGCAGAUGUUGUCCUUCCACAACGGGUGCGCGACUUGGUGCCUGAGUCCAGGGCAUACAUGGAGCUGGUGGAGAUAGAACGCCACAUGGACAUGAUCGUCAUGAGGAAACACAUUGAGAUGCAAGAAGCAGUGAAGAAGCCAACCAAGAUCAAACGGAAGCUUCGACUGUUCAUCUCUCAUACAUUUUCGCCAGCUCGACUGGAUGCUGAUGAUGCUGAAGUGAUGAUGCCACACUUUGAACUGCAUAUUGAAGGUCGCCUGCUGGACGAUACCACCCAGGAGCGUUAUCCAGUUGGUCGUUCACGGCGGAAGUUCACGUCUUUCUUCAAGCGAGUGAUUGUGGAGUUGUUGGACAAGAGCAAGUACGGGCCGGACCAGCAUCUGAUCGAGUGGACACAUUCUCUUGAGCGGGGCGAGAGCGACGGGUUUUCGAUACGGCGCUUUGGAGAUGAGACGACCAAGUGCAUUAUUUGUCUCUUUCUGGAUUACCAGCCGGAGCAAGCAACACUAGAGCCUCGGCUUGCACGUGUGCUGGGGAUGCAUACUGCCACAAGGCCCGCCAUCCUCAGCGCCCUGUGGCAAUAUGUCAAGACUCACAAACUGCAAGAUCCCUCCGAGCGCCAGUACCUCAACUUCGACAAGUACCUGGAACAGAUAUUUGGAGUUGCACGUGCAAAGUUCUCGGAGCUGCCGACGUUGCUGAACGCUCACGUGACAACACCGGACCCGAUCAUCAUCAACUAUGAGAUUGUCAAUGAUCCAGCGGAGCAGAAGAAGCAAGUUUGCUACGAUGUGGAUGUGGAUGUUGAUGAUCCUCUGCGUCACAGUACAUCCAGCGUGCUCAUGUCGACGGCCAGCCAGCAGGAAAUUGUCGGCAUCGUCGGAAAGAUCCAUGAAACCGUCGACCAAGUCAACCAGCUGAAGACACGGCGUGAAUUCUUUUCACAGUACGCUAAGCACCCUCAGGACUUCAUCAACCAGUGGUUGGUAUCGCAAUCGCAAGACUUGCAGGUGAUGCAAGACACGGUUGGUAAUCCGGAGGCGGAGAGAAAGGCAGACUACUACUGCAAGCCCUGGGCCAACGAGGCGGUGUGUCGCUACUUCUACCGCAAGAUUCAGACAAGGCGAGCAGAGUUGGAGCAAGCCCUUGGCAUGCGCCAGUGACACCUUCCCAGCCUGGGCACCAAGAGCCUUGCAGAGGUCCAUGUUCGCAUCAGGGUUUUUUUUGCCGGAUUAUGCGCAACAGUUGAGUCCUUGCUGUUGGGAGAUGUUUGGGUACCUGGUACUAUGUACUUGCUGAAGUCAACAAACCGGGAUGCAUCAGUGGACCUGCUCUCCUGGCAGCUUGGGAUCAUGCAUUCCGGCUACACUUUGAAUCUUGAUGAUGAUGGCCUUGCACGUCACUACCCCCCCCCCCCCCCCCUCAUGAAACUGACAUAAAACACAUGCUUCACUCAAUUCUCUGCUGGCUUACCUGUGGCAAGAGUUGCUGGUGAAGGUACUACUUGUAGUGUCUGCCACUGCACUGCUUCUUCCUAUGACUAGUAUACCGUACUGUACUGUACUGCACUGUACUGUAAUGUAGUUAUGUAUACCGGUCGUAUAUUCUGCCUGUCACAUGACUCAACUCGCGUAUCUCGUGCAACUGCUAGGCACUAGUACCAUGCUAGAUUUUCUUUCUGCAUCUUGAGUUGCUUUCAUGCAGUAUAGGUUACACUGCGAACUCCACGCAACCCUGAUUUUCUUUGCUAGUUGUCUGCUGUCGCUGCUGCCGCCGCCACUGCUGGUGCUGCUGCUAUUGUAGCAUAUCCUGCCUCGCUUCCGCUCUUCGUUUAUCGUGUGUGUGUGUGUGUGUGUGUGUGUGUGUGUGUGUGUGUGUGCGUGUGUGUGUGUGUUGUUGUUGUCACUGUCCAUUUGGGCAGCUUCACUGUGCCGAACACAUUGACUUUACAGAAAAGAAGGUGGCUGUAUUGCCACUAUUGA
Sycon ciliatum is the source of this 2391-nucleotide messenger RNA. RefSeq names its product SWI/SNF-related matrix-associated actin-dependent regulator of chromatin subfamily D member 1-like. Lineage: Eukaryota; Metazoa; Porifera; Calcarea; Leucosolenida; Sycettidae. The record is from RefSeq and is a predicted model, not a curated record. Gene Ontology annotation, molecular function: transcription coregulator activity. The transcript has 17 exons. The coding region runs from base 331 to 1572 and encodes 413 amino acids. Gene Ontology annotation, cellular component: nucleus; SWI/SNF complex. Gene Ontology annotation, biological process: regulation of transcription by RNA polymerase II.